AGUGCUGCAGGUGCGCACAUUAGAAUUUUCAUUUUCCGAGUUUGGAAUAUUGUAAUAAACACAACUUACUUCUGUUUUUUGUUUUUUUUUUAAUAAAAAUUUGAGUGUGAGAAAAUUAAUUUUACCUAUCAUCAUGUCCCAUACGGCACGUGUGCGUAUCGCAAAGUCACAUGAAUGUAAUGUCUAUGGCAAAUCGGCAAAACUUCGUUCGAAAUCUGCAAAUCCGCCAGCGGCACACCCUUUUGUAAAUUAUUCAGUGCAACGAGCGCGUUGUGUGCCACCAUUUUCAGUGCAAUCGUUGCAAAAAAAUACCGUUGUUGUGCAUGGUCCAAUUGAGGAGCCGCCCGCGCCGGCUAGUGCACGCGGAAAAGUGAAUAUGAAAAGAUUUAGUAAAAAUGGCAAAAGGAAAGGCAUAUCCACAUUGGAGUUGGAUUUAAGUGGCAAUAACAUAGUUGGCAACGCCACUCACAGACGUCCAACGACAACAUUUCGCAUGUAUUUUGAUCGUGGCGAUCUGCCCAUUAAAAUGGAAUAUUUAUGUGGCGGCGAUAAAAUUGGUUGGACGGUGGAUAUCGACAAACUUGACUACAGCCUCUACUUGCCACUUUUCUUUGAUGGUCUUUCGGAGACCCAACACCCCUACAAGACUUAUGCACGUCAAGGUGUCUCCGAUUUAUUAGUUGCUGGUGGCGAGAAAAUUCAUCCUGUUGUACCGCAAUUAAUAUUACCACUUAAAAAUGCGCUUAGUACACGUAAUUUGGAGGUUAUGUGCACCACUUUAAAAAUAAUCCAACAACUUGUUAUGUCAUCAGAUAUGGUUGGUCCAGCUUUGGUGCCUUUUUAUCGACAAUUACUGCCAAUGUUUAAUGCUUUUAAGGUGAAAAAUGUUAACUGCGGCGAUGAAAUCGACUAUGCACAGCGCACCAAUAUGAAUCUUGGCGAUCUCAUCGACGAGACACUGCAGGUAUUGGAAUUACAUGGUGGGGAAGAUGCUUUCAUAAAUAUUAAGUAUAUGGUACCUACCUAUGAAUCAUGUUAUUUGAAUUAAAUUGUUUUUAAAAUUAAUAUUUUGUUAUUUAUUUGAAAAAGA
Molecule: messenger RNA, 1090 nt
Organism: Ceratitis capitata (Mediterranean fruit fly)
Lineage: Eukaryota; Metazoa; Arthropoda; Insecta; Diptera; Tephritidae
Product: parkin coregulated gene protein homolog
Exons: 5
Coding region: 134-1048 (304 amino acids)
Molecular function (GO): Hsp70 protein binding; Hsp90 protein binding
Source: RefSeq, a predicted model, not a curated record